AUGAUGGCGGCGGCGGCGGCUGGGAGCGCCAGCAGCGGCAGCAGCGGCGGCGGCGGCGGCGGCGGCAGCAGCAGCAGCGACACGUCCAGCACCGGCGAGGAGGAGAGGAUGCGGCGCCUCUUCCAGACGUGCGACGGCGACGGCGACGGCUACAUUAGCAGAAAUGACUUGUUGAUGGUCUGUCGCCAGUUGAACAUGGAAGAGUCUGUGGCUGAGAUCAUGAACCAACUGGGCGCUGAUGAAAAUGGGAAGAUUUCCUUUCAGGAUUUUACAAGGUGCCGCAUGCAGCUCGUCAGAGAAAUUAGGAAGGAGGAAGUAGGCCUUUCUGAGAAGUCAGACAACUCCUGUAAAAAGAAGAAGCUGAGGGACAGAAUUGCUUCCUGGCCCACGAGCAGUGACAACAGUUUGGGUGCCUUAUCAGCGGCCAGGGAAAGCUGGGAAUACGACUCGGGAGCCAGGGACCUCCAGAGCCCGGACUUGCAGAGUCAGUCAGCCCUACAGAAGCUUCUUGAGUAUGGGGGAAGCUCUUUGCAUCAGCAGGCUGCUGCUUUCCACAAGCUGCUCACACAGUCCCCGCGUUUUGGCAACUCUGUAGGAGGAAGCUAUCUAGAGCUGGCCAACACGCUUCACUUGGCAGCCCUGGCAUCACUCAAGGGAGAUAUAGUGGAGCUUAAUAAACGUCUGCAGCAAACGGAGCGGGAACGGGACCUUCUAGAAAAGAAAUUGGCCAAGGCACAGUGCGAGCAGUCCCACCUCAUGAGAGAGCAUGAGGACGUCCAGGAGCGAACGACACUUCGGUACGAGGAACGCAUCACCGAACUCCACAGCAUCAUUGCUGAGCUCAAUAAGAAGAUAGACCGUUUGCAAGGCACCACCAUCAGGGAGGAGGAUGAGUACUCAGAACUGCGAUCAGAACUCAGCCAGAGUCAGCACGAGGUCAAUGAGGACUCUCGCAGUGUGGACCAAGACCAGACCUCUGUCUCCAUCCCUGAAAACCAGUCCACCAUGGUCACUGCGGACAUGGAUAACUGCAGCGACCUGAACUCGGAGCUGCAGAGGGUGCUGACGGGGCUGGAGAAUGUGGUCUGCUGCAGGAAGAAGAGUAGCUGCAGCCUCUCGGUGGCAGAGGUGGACAGGCACAUCGAGCAGCUCACCACUGCCAGCGAGCACUGUGACUUGGCUAUUAAGACAGUGGAGGAGAUCGAAGGGGUCCUUGGCCGGGACCUGUAUCCCAACCUUGCUGAAGAGCGAUCUCGAUGGGAGAAGGAGCUGGCUGGGCUGAGGGAAGAGAACGAGAGCCUGACUGCCAUGCUGUGCAGCAAAGAGGAGGAGCUGAACAGGACCAAGGCCACCAUGAACGCCAUCCGGGAGGAGCGGGACCGGCUGCGGAGGAGGGUUCGAGAGCUUCAAACUAGACUGCAGAGCGUGCAGGCCACAGGGCCCUCCAGCCCUGGCCGCCUCACUUCCGCCAAUCGCCCUGUUAACCCCAGCACCGGAGAGCUAAGCACAAGCAGCAGCAGCAAUGACAUCCCCAUCGCCAAGAUUGCUGAGAGAGUGAAGCUAUCAAAGACCAGGUCCGAAUCUUCAUCGUCUGAUCGGCCGGUCCUGGGCUCAGAAAUCAGCAGCAUAGGGGUAUCCAGCAGUGUGGCAGAGCACCUGGCCCACUCUCUUCAGGACUGCUCCAACAUCCAAGAGAUCUUCCAGACACUCUACUCGCAUGGAUCUGCCAUCUCGGAAAGCAAAAUUAGGGAGUUUGAGGUGGAAACAGAACGGUUGAAUAGCCGUAUCGAACACCUCAAAUCCCAAAAUGACCUUCUGACCAUAACCCUGGAAGAAUGCAAGAGCAAUGCUGAGAGAAUGAGCAUGUUGGUGGGGAAAUACGAAUCCAAUGCCACCGCGCUGAGGCUGGCCCUGCAGUACAGUGAGCAGUGCAUCGAAGCCUAUGAACUCCUCCUGGCCCUGGCUGAGAGCGAGCAGAGCCUCAUCCUGGGGCAGUUCCGUGCGGCUGGUGUGGGGUCGUCUCCUGGAGACCCGUCAGGGGAUGAAAACAUCACUCAGAUGCUCAAGCGAGCUCACGACUGCCGGAAGACAGCCGAGAACGCCGCCAAGGCCCUGCUCAUGAAGCUGGACGGCAGCUGCGGGGGAGCCUUUGCUGUGGCCGGUUGCAGCGUGCAGCCUUGGGAGAGCCUGUCUUCUAACAGCCAUACCAGCACAACCAGCUCCACAGCCAGUAGCUGCGAUACAGAGUUUACUAAGGAAGACGAGCAGAGGCUGAAGGAUUACAUCCAGCAGCUCAGGAAUGACAGGGCCGCGGUCAAGCUGACCAUGCUGGAGCUGGAAAGCAUCCACAUCGAUCCUCUCAGCUACGACGUCAAGCCCCGGGGAGACAGCCAGCGGCUAGACCUCGAAAACGCGGUGCUGAUGCAGGAGCUGAUGGCCAUGAAGGAGGAGAUGGCAGAGUUGAAGGCCCAGCUGUACCUCCUGGAGAAGGAGAAGAAGGCCCUGGAGCUGAAGCUGAGCACGCGGGAGGCCCAGGAGCAGGCCUACCUCGUGCACAUCGAGCACCUGAAGUCCGAGGUGGAGGAGCUGAAGGAGCAGCGCACGCGGUCCCUCAGCUCCACCAGCAGCGGCGGCAAGGACAAGGCCGGCAAGGAGUCUGCGGACGCUGCCUCCCCAGCUCUGUCUCUGGCUGAACUGAGGACGGCCUGCAGUGACAGCGAGCUGGCCGCGGAGUUCGCCAACGCCAUCCGUCGAGAAAAGAAGUUAAAGGCCAGAGUUCAGGAGCUGGUGAGUGCCUUGGAAAGACUCACCAAGAGCAGCGAAAUCCGACACCAGCAAUCGGCGGAGUUCGUGAAUGACCUGAAGCGAGCCAACAGCAACCUGGUGGCUGCCUAUGAGAAAGCAAAGAAGAAGCAUCAAAACAAACUGAAGAAGCUGGAGUCUCAGAUGAUGGCCAUGGUGGAGAGACAUGAGACCCAAGUGAGGAUGCUAAAGCAAAGAAUAGCUCUGCUGGAGGAGGAGAACUCAAGGCCUCACACCAAUGAAACUUCGCUUUAAUCGGCACUCGGGCUCCACGGUUCUGUCCGUGGAGGCUAAAGUCUAGCAGGUCGCUGAGGAGAGAGGGGCCCCAGAGGACAGAGUAACCUGUUGGGAGAAGGAGAAAAGGGAAGGUUGGCAGGUAGGUCAGCACUUGGACAAUGGAGUGCCCUGGACUCAGCCCUGGGGCGAGUGGCCCUGGGACGUGGUGUAGACUGUAUCCAGAGGAUCCUGCCCCUCCCCUCCUGGGCUGUGGACGGCGUGGGAACCCCUGCCGUGUGUGUGCCGGCUCCGCAGGUCUUGCUUCUGCUUUCAGCACUGGCUCUAUCACUCUCCCACCUUUCUGUUCUGGAACUUGUGCAUUGGUGGUAUAAUCCAGGCAUCACCUCUUCAAGAUUUUCCAUUCUUUUUUUCUCUUUUUGGUAGACAGCAGCCUUAUCUCUGACAUCCCUAAUUUCUCCUCUUUCCUUCUCCUUCAGAGGAAAACUGCCCCGGGGGGAGGGGGGGCAGGGGGGUGGUGCGGAGACCGUGCUCAGCAUCUAGAAGAACUGCUGCUUUGUUUAUUGCAACCAGGCUUUGGUUUUCAAGUCCCAGGUAUCAACAUUUAAGACACAGGCUGUCACUCAGAGGUGUUCUGGGAUGUCAAGCACAGGCGAAUGGCACACAGGUGUUCCUUACAGUCCCAGAUAUGUUGAAGCUACAGGUAGAGCAGUUGGGUCUGAACAACUCUGUGUGGGAGAAUGAGAACUUCCUUCACCUCUCACCGUGAAAGCAGGCCUGGGCAGGCAGCUGUCUUUAGACUGAGGUUUCCCCGUCCUGGUGGAGCCUUAUUAACAGCCAAGGCUUGGAGCUGAGAGAAUCCCGCUGAUACGAGUAAGGGAACUAAACUUUUGUCAGGAGCAGAGACGCAUUAGUACUUUCCACCACCCCAGGGCACUACAUAAUUGCUGUUCUGCACGAAUCAAAGCUCAUCCACAUGAACAUGUAGUUAGGUCUGGACCUGCCUCUAUUGCUCUAAGGGCAAGAGGCAGGAUGCUGAGUAGAUAAUGUUUUGCAGGCUACACUCCUCUUACAAAGGGCAGGGGGUGAGGGAAGGGCUGUUGAGGCCUCUUUUUAUCCCCCAGAGACACGGUGAUGGGUAGCAUAUGGUGUUUCAACGGGAAAUGUCAAGCAAAAUGCUGACAGGACUGGGCAGGAACAAUGUACCUGAAUUCUUUCAGGAAGGUCUUCCAUUUUAAAAUCAAUUCUUCAUCCCUUUUCUACUAUAACCUUCCCUGUUGCACCUUUCACUUUUUUCAGUUCUUCUGUCGCUGCCGUACGCUGACUGAUACAUCUUAAAGGACCACUUGCCAUUUAUUCUGUAGCUCCUGAAGACCCACCUGAAGUCACCUAUGAGAAAUAUGCCCAAUGCCACAGUUCACUGUUUUGCUUAUGACCAGGUCACUGCAUUCACUUCCCCGUGUCCAUGAGCUGCUUUCAGAGGGCAUGACACAAGUUCCUCAGCCUUCUGCACAAUGGGGCAGGAUACUCUAGCCACCAUCUUGGAAAGCAGAGCAGUUCUAUCCCAAAGCAACUACCCUUCUUUCUCAGGCCAGCAGUGAGGCUGCCCCAUAUUCAAAAAAAAAAAAAAAAAUCAACUGGUACCAGUGUGAAAGACCCAGCUUUUGGAUGCUGUGAAGUACCCACUGGCUUGUGUUUCUAUAAAAUUCAGGUAAAUUUGUUUCUGUAGAAUCAGGUAAACUUGGUUCUUGUGACAUUAAGUCAAUUUUUACUCUUCGGAUAGUUUCAUUUUGUUACAAGGAAAAUGAUUUGGCUGAAAAGUGUCUGCAAAAAAAGGUGUAACAGAUGAAAUCAUGGUUUUCCCCGUUUUUCCAACAUGCCCAGGGAAAACGUCCUCCCUAAGCAAACCGGACUGUGCAAAGCGGGGAACCAUUCAUGGCUUUCUCUUGUGUGAUUGAACAGGUAUCAAAACAGAGGGAUGGUCUUCAUUUUCACCAACACUAAAAAGUGUAGCUGAUGCAGGACCUCUGUCUACCAUUCUUGUUGCUCCAAGUGAAAACAGAACCUGCUCUUCUAGGGUCAUGGAACUCCUCCAGACCUGGGAAGUCUCAGCUCCUACAUUAUGAGCCCCAGUAUUACUGAGCCUACUUGGCCUCAUUUUGAGUUUAUACUUCAGCAUAAUACUUUCAGAUAUAUGGUGGUUGGGUGAAAACUAUUUCCCUGGCAAAACUGUUACUUUUAUAAAUGUGUAGAAUAAAAGCUAUUAAAUAGUUGAUUACCUUUCCUUAUAUUUUUCACAUACUCCCCUAAGACACAGUCCUUGUUGAAGGUGAACCUACGGGCACUUGGUUAUUAUGUUAAUUGCAGGGCUUACUAAAACCGCAUUGAUUAAAUAAAUGAUUACAGGUGCCUGGAUCAUUUUCUUUUUUUAUAACCUGAAUUUUUCUUUCUAAAUAGGAGCUGGUUUAUAUUAACAUCUCCAUCAGAGGUAAACAGUGAUCCUAAUUAUAACUUGUACAAGGUUAAAAAUGUUCCGACUUUCAUAUGUUUGUUUUAAUCCUCAGUGGUUAACCCUUUUAGGCAGUCACCUUCGCUGUUCAGAGUUGUCUCUGGCUCUUAGAGAAAUAGGCAUGAGAAGAAAGGACCCAUUUGAAAGUUCCCUUGGAGUAUAAUUUCCCACUACUACACUGAGGCAAAAAUCUCAAGUAAAAGAGACUUCUGUCUGUUGCUGGAGUGCCAUCAACACGUGCACCUACCAACCGGAUCUGAUGUUCUGCCGAACCCCAUGUGCAUCAGCUACCAAAACUGCCAUGGAAUUGUAGGCGGUAAGAUUCCCUUUUGAGAUUUACACCAAAAGCUACUGAUGCUUAUGUAUCUUAUGUGAUCAGACAGUUGGGAUUUAUCAUGUCCUCCCUACCUCAGAGGUACACUAGAUGUUUUAUCAUUGCCAAUGCAGAUAAUUAACUGUUGCAUAUUCACUCUCAUCUGCUAGCAUGUCAGGUUUCUGAAGUUAAUAUCCAUGCUGCCUGAAACUGGAAUGGUAGAAUAAUAAAAAAUUAAGUGGCAGUUAAACAUAAUUGCUUAAUCCUCCUGUGAGAUAAUGCAUACCUUACUAAGUCUUCCUCUGAGCCUACAGCAAGACUUUACAGGGACAUUCCCCUUCUCCAGGGAGGCAGUCCAAGUUAGAGCUGAUGAGGCUUUCUUUUUAGGAUGAGGAUAGUAAAGAUUUUACUAUUCUAAGGAAAACCUGAAAUCACAGGAAAGUCUCCUAGUUCCCAGCUGCAUAUAGAUUACAUUAUUUCAAGUGAAAAAAAUGCCUCAUAAUUACCCGAUCUGGGCUGGAUUGCCUAUGUAGAUGGCAUAAAUUGUCUCCUAUGGCCCACAGAAAUUAUCCUGCAAUUAUUUUUUAAUUCUAUCAAAUAUCUUAAAGCUCUCAAGAGUUUGGGGUAUCAUGCUUGUGUUUUAAGUGAAGUAAUGAGAAAGACUACAGAAGACACCCAAACUUUUAUUAUUAUGACUUCUGAAAGCCCUAAGCCUUUUCCAUAAACUAUUUGCAAAUGCAUAGCUGGGAUUAUGGCUCAUCCAUGAAACUAAACUCUCUAUAAAGUGAACAAAGGUCAUGUUCCCUAAGUUUACAGCUGCACCUAUUUGUAGAUGCAGCAAACAGCUUUUAAUUAGACAGUUUUUAGAGCCCAAAGGGGGAGAGAAUUAUGAUGAUUGAAAUUUCUGAAUUGAAUUUUAAUUAGGGUGCAUCCUAUAGGGUUGCCAAGGAUUUUGUGGGUGGGGAGGAAGCAUAAGUAACAUUUUUGUUUUUCUGCACCACGUGACAGCUUGGUAAAACAACACUGUAAAAAAUUCUGAAAAACUCAUGUAGCAAUUAUUUUUUUAUUUCUCCAAUGGAAUGGCCUGGUUGACAGGAAAUGAUACUGUUACCACCUUUCACGGAGACUUGCUGGGCACUACUUUGCAGAGGCAUCACUUGUUACAAAACACAAAUUAUGCCUUUGCUGUACACAAUUCUUAUUGAAGUCUAUCAAAAUCCUAUAAUAGUUAACUGAAAUCCUGUGUUCACAUAGGCCGGGCUGAACCUGUCACCUUCUGAAGUUCCUAUUUCACACACUUGAAGUUAACUUUCUAACUAACUAUACUUAUUCACUAGGAGAUGAAUGGGGAUGCCUUAGGCUGCCAAACACUAAUUUUUCAGAAUUGGCGCCAGAAUUAUCAAUUAAUAUAAUGCUGGCUGUAGCCACCACAGCAUCACUGAGCACUCAGUGGCUGUUAAAACAUUAAGGACGUGGAAAAGAAUACAAGUUGAAUAGCAGCUGUUCACGUAUUCUCAUUUUUUGCUAAUUCUUGUGUAGAGAAAAAUAGUUUCGCAUACCGACAACUAUUUUUGGUGAAGGGUUACAUUGGAUAAGUUGUCACAUUGCAUCUGAGUGAGAUUUUGCAUAGGACCAAGACAAGAAAUCCUUCUGGCCCAGUAAUAGCAACUGCUACUGGAUCAUCAAGGUUGCUACAAAAUCAUUUAUCCACUAAUCAUCUGAAAUACCAGCUCAGCAGUACAAAGCAAGCUAGAGACAAAAUUCCCUCAUACUGAUGACCUGCUUAGUUAUCCCAGCUCUACCGUUCACUUUUGCACUUUUUUGCAAAUCAGAUCCACGUGGAAAAUGUUCUGUUUGUAGAACUCAUAGUAUUCACUUAUAGUGCUCAUGUCAGGACAGCCAUUCGGGAGCCCCUAAUAAUCUGCUUCUCUUUGAACCCAGUGCAAAGAUGAUGAAACAUGUUCACUUUUCUAUGUCUGAUCAGUUUUUAGACAUUGUCAAGACUUACUUUGCAUGAGAUUUUGUUUCCUAUUAUUUGAAAAUGUGCUACUUUUAAGCUGCUUGAAUGUACUGUCAGUUAUUAAAGCACAUGUGACUAAGUUUGCAUUUGUCAGUAUUGUUCUACUGUAUUAAAGUCUCAUUUUAAGGUUGCCCUUUAACACUGUACUAUACCUUGUAAUUUUUUCUUCACUUGUAUGCUCUAAAUGUUUCCAGAUGCCUUUAGUUUUAGCUGCUGUAAAAUAGCUUUGUGUUAUUUGAUACAGAAUUGUUUAAAAAAAAUCCAUUUAUUUAUACAGAGACAUUUAUAAUAUUUUACAAUCAAUCUUAUAUUCUGAAUAAAGAUUUCUAAUUCGAUAA
Messenger RNA from Lagenorhynchus albirostris (white-beaked dolphin), 8216 nucleotides. It is a transcript of the gene MCC, whose product is annotated as MCC regulator of WNT signaling pathway. The coding region runs from base 1 to 3057 and encodes 1018 amino acids. NCBI's taxonomy places the organism in Eukaryota, Metazoa, Chordata, Mammalia, Artiodactyla, Delphinidae. Gene Ontology annotation, biological process: negative regulation of canonical Wnt signaling pathway. Gene Ontology annotation, cellular component: cytoplasm. The record is from RefSeq and is a predicted model, not a curated record. Gene Ontology annotation, molecular function: calcium ion binding. The transcript is spliced from 19 exons.